Molecule: messenger RNA, 2523 nt
Organism: Colletotrichum abscissum
Lineage: Eukaryota; Fungi; Ascomycota; Sordariomycetes; Glomerellales; Glomerellaceae
Exons: 2
Coding region: 1-2523 (840 amino acids)
Cellular component (GO): microtubule organizing center
Source: RefSeq, a predicted model, not a curated record
AUGGUGACCUCUCGGCCUGGAUCUGCUGUGUCAAGAGACCGGGUCUCUGAUUCUGGAAGGCAGAGCGCCGCAUCCACCUAUCUCCAGGACAAACUUCAGAGGAGAAGAGAGGAGGCCGACAGGUUGGCCGCGGUACGGUCAACGCAGGACAUGGCCGCCUCCGUAGAAUUACCACCACGACAUGCGCAAAGUUCACCCGUGAAAGGCGAGUCCGUUGAUGGACGUCGGCCAAGAUCAAGUGGAGGCAAUGGAGAAUCUACAAAGAGUAAAGGCAUGGGCGCCAAGGAGAUGGAGGCAACUGUUUCCACCUUGCACAAGCAAAACUUUGACCUGAAGCUCGAGCUCUUCCACCGCCGCGAACGACAAAAUGCGCUCGAAGAGCGUGUCGACGCCCUCGAGUCCGAGAAAGCACAAAUAGAUGAUGUGAACGACAAGCUCCUCGACGAGUUGGAGAAGCGAGACAAGGCUGUGCAGGAGGCGGUCCAGAUGAUAGUGACUCUUGAGGCCCAGGUCGAGACGCUAUUAAAGGAGCGGGAAAUGGUUCGAAUGGUCGACGCAGCCGGUUUCCUACCUCCCGACGACCUCGAAUCUCGCCUCAGAAGCCCCACGCCCAAGCCUAGAAUAGCGGACCUGGCACGACUUGAAGAUGAUGCUAAGACGCUCAACCGCAUGCCGAGUUUCCUAUCGGACUAUACCGAAAAUACCGAGAACCUACGAAAAGUCUACCUCAGCUCACGCGGUAGCCUACUCAGCUUACCGAGGCUCAACACGGAGGCAGUGGAUGAGACGGAUCCACGUCGUGGUAAUGGCAUGACGAGCCCGAGCCUCAGCGUCCUCAGUGAAAGUUCCUUUGUAAGUGUGUAUGGCGAGAAAGAGGACCAGGAUCAAACAAUUGUGGCCGAUGCAGACGAGCCACACUCUAUGGAUGGUGCUUUACCACACUCAGCGCCACCUCGAAAGGCUUCGUACGGCAGCGACCAGUCUAGGAUACAAAGACCACCGACCACCAUGUCGACACGAUCCAGUCGCCCAAGUAGGUCCAGUUCAACUAGUCGGGCUCCUGGUCCAGGCCAGUUCCAGUCGCUCCACGACAUCAUCGACCACACCUCGCCCCUCCAAAAGCUAGCGAGGCUCGAUCAUACCUAUCUGGACAGUCUGCCCGUCCAAGACUCUUCCCCGAUGGCAGGAAGAGGGCAGUCGCAGAAGCAGACUAAGGACGCGAAGCGCGAAGCAUUGCGGAGAGUGACAACAGAUUCACCAGCUUCACACCCCGGCGAAGGCCUUCCUCCGACACCAGACACCAUUUCCACAUCAACGCUUCGAAGAUUCAAGACGUCGAAUGACACGCUCUCGAAGCAGCGAGCUGUGUCGGAUCAACAUAGCUAUCGCUCAGUGUCAAGGGGAACGUCCAAGGAUGAUGAGGGGGAUCACGGCGGAGGUGCACGGGUAUUCCAACAUCCCCCAUCCUCUGCAUUCACUGGACCCGAAGAGCCAGCCAGUGCCCAUUACUUCGACUCCCGGCCGCCUUUGGUCCCUCGCCCUAGGUCGACAGAUGAAACUACGAUAUCGAAUCACAGAGAACUCGACUGGGACUCUGAUGGAGAUUCGAUGCACUCCCUCGACUCUAGCCUCGACAUUUGGUUACAGCAAGGCAAGGACCCAAAGUACAUUGCACAGCAGCGGAGUGAGUCUCCGGACCUAUUCAGCUUUCCUCCGUCCGGCGGAUGGAACACAGCUGGCAUGUUCGGUUCUUCUGGUGGUGCAUUUGAGGUCCCAGGUCUCCCUCCGCCGCAACGUAAUACGGCCGAGGAUGCCCUCUUCCAAGACGGGGUUCAGCCCCUGCCUCCGCCGAAUAGGAGGUCGAGUUUGGGUGCUAAAACAGGCCAGACCUCGUCAAAGAACAUGCCCAUUAACGGCAAACUUCGCAAGUCACCAUCUCGAAGCGGAUCCAGGCGCAACAGUGUUGAUGCGCAAAUGAUCCAGCUGGCAGAGGCAGUGGCCAACAGCCCGCAGCAUGAUUCAAAGACUGGUGCUCGUUCCAAGGACAGCAGCCACUAUCCCCCUUCUUCGACUGCCGCGCCCCGUGGGCAUCGGUUGAACUUCUUCAGACGGUCCAUCGGAGGUAGCACCGCUCCGAGUCCUGUCCAACAUGCGUCACCAGUAGCCGAGCCACCCGCACCAACCGCGCCCCAAGCCCCGAUGGGUGUCCCAUCAUGGGUGCAGCGAAAUCACCCGGGCGAGGAGGACAGGGCCAGCGCGACACCGCCUCCCAUUUUGCGAAACCCUCGUCCGGCUCGUUCUAGCAGCUUUGACGAGGGUGCGCCUGUGUAUGAUCACGGCCCUACAGCCCCGACUACACCUAUGGCAAACCAUGCCCCGAACACGCCGAACGCAAAUGGAACGCCUGGCUCCACAGAGACCACACCCACGAGCAGCUCUGCGAGUGGUGGCGCACCCUUGCACAAGCGGAAAUGGUUACCUGGCUUUGGUCGGGCGAGCAGUCUACGGAAUCGUGCUGGCUGA